Molecule: messenger RNA, 1697 nt
Organism: Triticum dicoccoides
Lineage: Eukaryota; Viridiplantae; Streptophyta; Magnoliopsida; Poales; Poaceae
Exons: 9
Coding region: 516-1472 (318 amino acids)
Biological process (GO): rRNA processing; tRNA 5'-leader removal
Cellular component (GO): ribonuclease P complex; ribonuclease MRP complex
Molecular function (GO): ribonuclease P RNA binding
Source: RefSeq, a predicted model, not a curated record
AGCCCUGGCGGCUCGUCAGACCGUCACCGUGCGGCCGUGCCCUGUCGAACGCCGCCCCCUCCGCCGCCGUCUCCACGACGGGCGCCCCGCCUGGCCGCCUCGCACCUCCCCUUGCUCCCCAGUCCCACCCUCCGUCCUCACCACCGGCUGCCCCGCCUCCCGCCUCCACUACUGCCCCGGGUCCCGGCGGCUCGAUACCCCUCCCUUUGCUCUUGCUCGCCUGUCCCCAUCCCCCGUCCUCACCCUCGCUCGGCGGCGGCCCGCGGAGCGCCGGUGCCUGGCAACCUCCGGUGAGAACUCCGAGCAGUCUUGCCGUCUUGUCCAUUACAUCUGGAGAGCAGUGACACCUUGAAGACCUGAACGGCUGAACGAGCAGAGCAGCCGACAACGGCCUCCUCCGCUGCGCCCCGGCCCCGUGAUUCUUUCGCCACCAGCUGUGUGUUACUUACUGUGUGGCCUGUUGGUGCCUACUGCUGCCGCGGCGCCCCUCCUCUCGCUGAUCUGGCGUAGGAUCAAUGUCAACUAUUUCUGAUCAGAAGAAACGAACCUUAGAAGCUAUUCAACAACGGUAUGCAGCAGCUAAAGCUAAGAAGCUGCCAGAUGAACAGCCCAAGUGCCCGAAGAACAAAGAGAGUACCCCCAAGCCCAAGUUUGAUGCACGGAGGAAAGGAAAAACUCCUGAAUCCACUCCUCGAACUUCUGGCCAGCUGCCUACAUUUAGAGCUCAAGGAAACUCCAGUCAUCAACAAAAGCCUUCUGCCUCCUCAGGUGGAGAAAUCAACCCUAUAUACUCUGAGAUUUCAUUUGCUCUUCAUGAAAAUUUGUCCCAAGAUGACUAUGCGGAUCCCGACAGCACAGACGUAGUUCAAAGUGUCAUAUAUGAUAUAAUUCAGAAAGGUGGAGAAGCCGGGAAAAUUUCCAAGGGAUCGAAAAAGUUAAAGUUGGAUAGAGGGAUUCUUUUGGAUAACUAUGUUCAAAAGGGUCCUAUAUUAGUGGAUGCACAAUCACGAUCUUUGUUGAUCCACUCGAAGCGAUCAAAAAGGCACAUGUCACUGAAGCAACAUAAGAAAUGUGGGUCAUUUGAUUUACAUGAUACAUUCCGCAGGUUUGACCUCUAUAAGCCAAUGCAUGAAAUGUGGAAAGACUAUAUGCGAGAGCUUACAAAAAGUACUCCGAAAAAGCAAUUGUCGGAAAACCUCCUUUCAGCAGAUCUUCAUGGGGCGCUUAUAAUAGUGGCACAAUGCAAAGCAGCCUCAUAUCAAGGUGUAAGUGGCAUCAUGAUUCGUGACACUGCAGAGACUUUUGGAAUUAUAUCAGAGGACAACCGCUUCCGAGUUGUGCCGAAAGCUGGGUCAGUUUUCGUCCUCCAAGCUGAUUGCUGGAAGGUUACACUAAUCGGCGACAAACUGUCGCCAAAGGAGAAGUUGAAGGAAAGCCAGCGUCUGCAGCGUGCGCAAUCACUGAUCAGAUAGAGUUUCGAGCCUGUUAGACUCUGUUUUCUGAUAAAUUUUGCCCAGAGAACAACUACAGUUUUUCUUGCUUGGUUGUUGUUUCUGUUGAUUAACGUCAGUCUAACCCUUCAUUGCCUAGCACUUGGCAGUUCUUGUUGCUCCACAUUGUAAGCCUCUCACUCCACUCCUGGCAAAGACGCGACGCUGAGAAGUUCCUUAGUAAAUUCGAACACGCUUCUUGUGCAA